Messenger RNA from Hymenoscyphus albidus, 13944 nucleotides. NCBI's taxonomy places the organism in Eukaryota, Fungi, Ascomycota, Leotiomycetes, Helotiales, Helotiaceae. The record is from the annotation of a GenBank genome assembly.
AGCAGAGCUUCCUCAACUUUCUUCCUCCCACCACCGCCUACCACCUCCAACAACACCACAAAUCCACCACCCCGCAUCCAUCCCAUCUCCUACACAACUGUUGGCAUAUCCAGUCAGCCUGCGUAGGAAUUGAAUCGACCGAGAAUUAGAGAGGCGCCUGCACCGUUCCUCUCGACACGCUCUUUUCGAUUCUACCCAUCCCGAACCUGUCCAUCGUGAAUCUAUCAAUCGUCAGGUCACCACGCGUCGCACGCAACCAUCUACGAUCACCUAAUCUCUAUAUCCGAAGUUCUGUGGCUGCGCUUCAGCUUCAUCCGUCGCCAUAUCAAGCACCGUCACAUAAUUCUCUAUCGCAAACGGAGAGGGAGAUAGCCUUGCGAAACCGCCUUGUCGCCAUCUCCGCCGAACCCUACGAUACGUCUCUAUCCCGGAGCUACCCCUCCGAGGAGACUCCAUACUGGAGCAAGCAAGCUGUCACCAGCUAAGAUCAAGACCUGAGGUAGUGGAGGGGGUUCCAUAUUAGGAUUCCGCGGGUUUGCCGCUCCCGCCUUCAUCAUGGUCCAAAUUACAAAGACUAUGCUGCCGAAACACGCAGAAACGCUCGUAGGCUUCAAAUUCAUCCAUACACCUGAUUGAGCAAUGCUGAUAAAUAUCUAGUCACCAUGGAUCAAGGAGUUCCGCACUACUGCGUGCGCAACACCUUUACCCCUCCUCCCUCAACAUCUAUCGACCUUCCCCACUCGAUGGCCCUUCCCUAGAGGUGAUCUGUAUCAUUGGAUUCCGCUUCUAAAUCGAUUCGAUGUUGUUCUGGAAAAACUAUGCGCUACGUACAAGCUGAAUGAUGGUCCACAAACAUGCGAAUUUCGACGCCAGAUUCUUGAAUCUUCAAAUGGAGAGGCUGGUACGGAUUCAAGAGAAACCAUAGACCUCGAUGCUCUUGGUUAUGGCAAGGAUGGCGAUCGCCAGUUGGUGGAAUCUUUUCUUAAUUUCUCCCGAAUGCUCCUGCAGAACUGUGGCAAUCGUGCUGUCUACGCAAGUAGUUCGCAUAUGAAUAGCUUGCUCAACUCGACUUCUUUAUCGAUUAUCGAAAGUACCCUUCUCUUGGGCUCCGAGUUGGCGCAGAGAUACCAAUCAGCUCUAAAGCGAAUGAAUGUGUCGACCAGACAUAUUAGCACAAAUGUCCUCGCACAGCAUUACAAUAUCAAUCUGGAUCGCGUUGUUCAACUUGCCCUGCCAUUCACCAAGACGGUUGUGACCUCACCGGAGACACAGUCAGGUACACCUACAACGCCCGGUGUCAAAGGCAAGGAAAAGGCUGUAUUUUCACUCUCCACGAACCAGAAGACCACCAGUACCACAUUGUACGCUAACGAUCUUUCUUCUAUGGUCAAGGGAGCAAACGGUGCUAGUAAUAGUCCUAUUGCCGCUCGAAGUGAACACGGCAAGAAUUCUACUCCGGCAACCGAGAACGGGUGGGAGAAAUGGGGCGAUGUGAAGAUCACUUAUUAUCCUAAGCAAGAUACAACAUCAGAUGCGCUUAUCAAUCUUGCCCGUGCUGCAACUAUCCCGGCAUCGCCUAGUCCUGUCACUCCAACGCCUGUUAGACGAUCGUCUAACUUGGGCCCACAGAGCCACCGUUCAAGCCGACAUGCGGGAUCGGAGGAUAGUCCAUCUGUGGUACGAUCUCCAGCGUUCACAGAAGAUACAUCACGUCCUGCGUAUAAGGUUGUCGAAAUAUCAUCUAAUCAAGUCAAGUCGACGAGUAUCCACAAACUCCUCGAGGAUAAUGCUCGUGAGUUGCCAAAGGAGCUGCACUAUGAACUCCUAACCAAAUUACGGCUUGCCUCUGCCUUAACAACCUCUAUCGAGACGCGAAGACAGAUUUUGGCCAUCCGCCUUUUGGCAAUUACCAAUCUCGCUUAUAUCCAUCCAGAAGCUACCUUCCUCGAAAGCGUUUUGAAGCAGGAUUCGGAGGAGCCACGCCGAAUGCAGCUCGCCUAUCAGCUCGCAGAUAUGGUCCACCCACCUGCUGACGGUGAUGUUGCGGUUCCUGUUCCGCUCCAGACUUUAGCGCUCUCAACUCUUGAAGCACUCUCAGCAUACCAAAGUAAAUUCCCUGACGUGUGCGCUGCCUUGAAUACAACGGUCAACCAUGGUGUUUUGCUGUAUGUUGUUAGAAAAGCCGUGGCCGAGAUGAGCAUCGAGGAAGAUGGUGACAAGAUUACGGAAAAGGAUGAAUGGCGUGAUUCUUUAUUCUCCCUUCUGUCAACGCUAUCUCUGAAUGGUCGCACUGGCUCUGAUCUCGUUACAGCUGGCCUCAUACCCAUCUUGGUUGAAGUGCUUAGCUUACGUACAAAUGUCGCCGAGUGCUAUCAUCCUAAGAUUCUAUCAUAUCUGGACAAUAUCAUGUAUAGUGCACGUGAUGCUUUCCAGGCUCUUGUCAGUGCUGAUGGUCUGGAUGCCGUGUCCAACUUGAUUGUCUAUGAAGUUAAGAAUGCUGCCGAAAACGCCGCUGCUGGUAAAGGUAUCCCAGCUGAAUUCUGUUCAGCGGCUGUUGAUUACACUAUUCCAUUUUAUCAACAGCAAACACUCAAGUGGCUUUUCAAAUUCAUUCAUCAUAUGAUGUCAACAGCCGGAGGUUAUGGAGGUAACUUUGAUCGCUUGUUGCGCAACCUGAUUGAUUCUUCGCCACUGCUGGGCAGUCUUCGUCAAAUCAUGGGAAAUUCAAAGGUUUUUGGUUCCAUAGUGUGGACCAACUCCGUCAGCAUCCUUAAUGAUUUUAUCAACAAUGAGCCCACCAGUUUUGCCAUCAUUGCUGAGGCUGGACUGAGCAAAGGUUUUCUCGAGGCUGUUACCGGGACAGAAAUCCCAACUCCUGAACCGCCCAAGGAGCCCGAAUCUCAUACUAACGCCGGAGAGUCGACGACAGAAUCAACGGCUGAUACUACAAGCCCUAGCUCUCCAUCUGACAAUGACGAAGACGACGACGAUGACGACACUGGCGAUGACGAACCACCAAUUUCAUCUCGCCGACCACUGUUAUCAAUGCUAGAGGUUCCACGAUCAGGUCCUCUUGCUCGUGGUAUCAUGCCAACCUCCGAGACUAUCAACAUUAUCCCGCAAGCAUUUGGAGCAUUAUGUCUGAACAACUCUGGUAUGAAGAUGCUACAAUCUUCUCGCGCUCUGGAAAUAUUUUUCGAGAUCUUCGAGAGUCCGGAGCAUGUCAAAUGCAUGGACAAUAACAAGGAGCUUCCCGCCAACCUUGGUGGCACAUUCGACGAAUUGGUUAGGCACCACCCUGCUCUUAAGACCGCCAUCAUGAAUGCAAUUCUUGACAUGGUCGCCAGAGUUGGUUAUCUUUGUAAAACCAAGGCCGAGAAGCAGAAGAUUGGUGCUAAGCUGUGGACUACCAACUCCUCUGGAAAGACAGUAAUUGCGAAUUCUGAACUCAACCAAUCCGUACAAUCGCUCAAGGGCAAAGAGAGGGUAGUAAGCAACACAUCUGACGUGGAUGUAGAUAUGCAGGAUGCUGGACAAGUGUCGGAGCAACCUCAAGAUGGCGCAACGUCUGAGGAGCUCACCCCCAACGCAUCCCUCACCCCUUUUAUCACGGCUGUCGGGACUUUCCUGGUCACGAUGCUAAGCAACUCAGCCGUCCGUACCGAGUUCUGCGCCAAGGGUGGCAUCGAGUUCGUCCUCGACCUUGUGGAUUCCCCAUGUCUUACAUAUGACUUUUCUGAGGGAAGCGCAAGUCGAAACCUCCACAAUGUGAUUGCACUACUUGCAGAACCGAAGCCGCAUCUCACAAUACCCUCGUUGCUUCAACGUGCAUUAUCUGCGACUGAAACCCUUUCCUCCUUUGCAAAUAAUCAAGGAGGAAAGUCCUUUUUUGCACCAUUUGUCAAUGCAGAGUCACGAGAAUCUGCUGACACGGAACUUCUUGCUCGGGGCACAGACUUUGCCAAAGCAUUCGUUAACCUGCAUUCUCUUUUGACUACCCUCAAUGCAUGUUUCUCAGCUGCUACUUACAAUGCUCGUAACACGAACCUUGGCUUCAUGCAAAUGAACCUUGGUGAUUACUACGUCCAGCUUGUAAAGGCACUGGGUCCCCUAUUGGGGGCUGCCUUGCGUGAGGAGGUUUAUAUCAUUAAGCUUAUUCCUGAUCAUUGGAAGAAUGCCAGCCGUGUCAAGGAUAUUGGGUUUGGCGAGACUAGCUCCGAGAUUGUUUCGGAACUCGACACCCCUCUGCCUGCAACUGAUGUGCAAGAAUCAAACGAUGCAGCUCCCGCACCUUCAGGCGACGCAAAUCCAGAGGUUGACGCCGCCAAAGCUGCGGUGAAAGCCGUGGAAUUGAGCAUGAAGACGCCCACAAAAUCUGAGCAGAGUAGUCCAUAUUUCAAGAACUUCCAGACGCUUCAAUAUCUUCUGAGCAAGGUGUCGAAAUGUGUUUCUCCUUUCUUCCAGACAUUAGGAAAAGCCUUGGUUCUGAAACGAAAUCCGGAGCCAUUUCAAAAGCAAAACAAUAGUGCUAUUGCAAAGGCGCUUGCAGAAAGCAUCAUUAUUCAGUUAGCAGCACCAAGCGAAACUUCGCCAAUCGAGUGCUAUACCUACUGGAUUGGAGUUCUCCGCGUAUUGAAAGAUGUGCUCACUGACACCUCGUGUCACAGCGGUGAACGUGCCGCGCAAGUCAUCACAAUUGUUCUGCUAGCUUUCAAGGACAAUGGUGGAUUUGAUGUUCUGAAUGGAAUCCUCGAGACCUUCACAAAUGAGAUUCGAUCAAACAAUGAGGAGCCGGGCAAAAAUAUGACUGCGGAGGCGUCAGUCCGACAUGAGCUCGCAACUGCCGGGACAAGACAUAUUCUCACUAUUUAUGCACAAAUUGUAAAUGGAAAAUACGUCACUGAAUCUCAGCAAACUGGUACGAUGGCAGCACACCGUGAACGAGAGCGUUCUCGCACAGACCAGUUUUCUCCGUCGCAAUUUAUUGUUGAGCUACGAAUGGCUGUUUUGCCUAUUACUCGUCGGCUAUGGCAGUCGGACCUGAUUGAAAAAGGCUCGAGUCAGAUCUCUGAAAAGCUGAUCGAAGUUAUUCGGACCAUUUGCUUAGCCGAUAAUGAGAGAGAUGCUUUCAAGCGUUCUGACCCAGUCCCACCAAUUUCCAAAGUUCCUAGACAAAAGUUCAAGGUCAGCUCCGAGGGCCUCGUAACACUCACAGGUGGUCACUCCUACGAUGUUGACCUUGCAAACGAGGCACUUUAUCGCUGCAAUAACAAUCAACCAUACGCAUCAGAGUAUUGCAGAGAGGCGACAGAAGGUAGAAAUAAACGCAAUCCAAUCCCCGAGGGUGAUCUGGUUACCACUUCAGAUGCAGCUACCUCUUCUCGGCCGCGAACAUCCGCUUCUACGGGUGCUUCAACUGGCACGGCGACCCCUGACGACAAUGCCAUGGCUGUGGACUCCCCUGCAAAUCUUCCAGAAAUCAUUUCUCAGCUCAAUCAAAUCGUCCCACCAGCCAAUAACGGAGAAGGAGGUCAGGAGAAUCUUAGUGAUCUGAUCAAUCAAUUUUCCCAAACUGCGCCUGCAAAUGAACAAUCUCGGCCAGGCUCUGUCUUGGGCUCUCGACCUCCUAGCUCUAGAGCUCACCAAUCAUCUCCGCUCAAGAACUCGAUAUCCGUUGACGAUCAAGAACCAGAGCCCGUUCGAAUCACCAUAGAUGAUCUCAAUGAGGAACGAGAGGCUAUUCGUGAGGAUCUGAUCGACAAAUGUCUCGAUGUUAUCAAUGCACACGGUGAUGUCACUUUUGAGAUUGCAGACUUGAUUAGCACCGCGGUUAACAAAUCCUCCGAGGCUUUCAAGAAUGUCGGAACUACACUCGUGAUCGCACUAAUGUCUUUUGCUGGCGAGGAAGAUCUGCGUGCGGAGGGCAAGAAAAUUGCCGCAUAUGCCAACUUACUAGCUUUGAUGUUGCGUGAAAAGGCAUUCUACACUGCAGCCAUUGGGGACCUAAAGGAAAAUCUGGGUAACCUACUCAGUUUUGUUAGAUUAUCUCCUAGCCAUUCGGUUGACGAGCCAUCUCCCUGGAUUGCCCAAAUUCUACUGGUUAUCGAAAUGUUACUGAGCGCUGAUGCCCGUCCACGGAAGACCAUUUGGACACAGCCAGCUGACGAGAAUGAUGAGAUUAAGGAGCCAGUACUGGAUUCAUACGAUCCUGCUGUUACCCAAGAAGAGCACCUGCAAUUAUUUGAAGCCAUUCUUGACAUUCUUCCACGAAUCGGCAAGGAUGAGGGACUUGCUCUUGCAGUUUUGCGUAUUUUGGUCAUUCUCACACGUACAAGAUCAGUUGCUGAAGCAAUGGGCGAGAAGAAGAACAUUCAGCGCCUCUUUGUCAUGGCCAAGCAGCUUGCUGGCGCCAGCUCAGCUCGCAUUCAGAGUCCUCUGAUGAUUAUUCUACGACACAUCAUUGAAGAUGACGAGACGGUCAAGCAAAUUAUGCAAUCCGAGAUCAAAGCCUACUUCGACUCAUCUCGUACACAGCGAGCACCUGAUGUUCAAACUUAUAUUCGAGCAUUGGCUCACACUGCCAUUCGCAACACGGGUCUCUUCGUGGAAACCACAAAUGAAAUGGUAAAGUUUAUCCGCUGGUCAUUCACUUCUGAUGCACAGGGUCGACAUUCUUCUACUCUUAUGCUCAAGGAGGCACCUGGGUCAGAAAGCGAAAGCAAGGCUGCCGAAGAUGCAGUAACACCAACGGUCCAGGCUACCGAAGAUCUCACAAUCCAGGACAUCAAGGUUUCAACUGAAGCUGGAGAUAGUGAGAUGCAAGAAAUUACAAACAAGCCUGGCCCCGAGUCCAAGUUACCUAUCGUGGAAAAGGCCGACGGAGUCAUCCACUUCCUCCUCUGCGAACUUCUCAACUACAAGGAUGUAGAGGACAAGGACCCUGCCGCUAUUGCUGCUGCAACGGAGCAAGCAAGCGCUUCUGCGCCAGCAAAUGAGGACGUUCAAAUGGCCGGAUCACCUACGGAGCCUAUUCCCAAGGAACCAAAGAGCGCAAAGGCUUCUUACAAGCAGGAGUUGAAGGGCGAGGAACACCCAAUCUACAUUUACAGAUGUUUCAUUCUUCAAUGCUUGACUGAGCUUCUGUCAUCUUACAACCGCACAAAGAUUGAGUUCAUCAACUUUAAGCGUAGCGCUCCUCCUCAGGCAAUGACACCAUCCAAGCCUCGUUCGAGUGUUGUGAACUACUUACUUUUUGAUCUGAUUCCAAUCGGUACACUUGAUCAUGCGGAGACUACAGCACUGAAAAAGAAGGCUGUAACGUCGAUUUGGGCAGAUUCGGUUAUCACAGCGCUCCUUGCGAAGACAGGAGAGAAGCCCCUCGAUAAUAAAGUGCCACCAUAUGAGGGCGAGGACGAGUCUGAUCUAUUAUUUGUCCGCAAGUUUGUUCUCGAGAAUAUUCUCAAAGCUUACAAGGAGGCAAGCUCCUCCCAAGAGUCAUUGGAUAUCAAGUACGCUCGAAUGCUGGCACUUUCGGAUCUCAUGGCCCAUAUCAUGAGUGGCAAAGAGAAUAUUGCUCUUUCGGAUACCGCUUUAGCUAGCGCAUCUCAAAAGCAACUUCGUCGUAUCAUGUUUGAGAAGGGUUUCAUUUCAGCUUUGACUGCUUCCAUUGCAGAUAUUGACUUGAACUUUCCAGGUGCUAAGCGUGCUGUCAAGUACAUCUUGCGACCUCUCAAGACCCUUUCCACAACCGCUAUUCAAUUGAGCGACCUUGGCUUAGUUUCCGGGACUCCUGGUCAAAAUGAAGAAGACGAGAUUGAGUCAGCCACCUCCGUUUCUGACCCAGAAGACGAGCGUGAGGAGACCCCUGACUUAUUCCGAAACUCGACUCUGGGUAUGUUUGAACCAGGCCAUGAGGGUGACAGUUCUUCCGAGUCUGAAGAUGGUUAGUUUUCCACGCAUUCUCUAAUUUUUCCCUUACUAAUGAUCAUAGAUGACGAGGAAAUGUACGAGGGUGAAUAUGACGAGGAGAUGGACUAUGAAGAGGAAGAUGCCGAAGACAACAUUAGCGACGAGGACGAAGCUAUUGAUGGCAUGGGUCCUAUUGAGGGUCUUCCUGGAGACGUUGGCGUCGAAGUCAUUAUGGAUGAAGAUGAUGAAGACGACGAUGAUGACUCUGACGAUGAAGGAUCAAGCGGCGAUGAUCACGAUUCUGAAGAUGAUGAUGCCCACGUUGAAAUCAUCGAAGAAGGUGAAGACGGCGAAGAACUUGGCGCCGAUGAUGAUAUGGACGAUUGGGAGAGUGAUGAUAACGACGAUGACGGCGAAGAGGAAGAUUACGAAGGCCAAGCUGCCGACCAAGAGGAGCUUCGCAAUAUGGACAUGGGCAUGGGAGGCAUGGCUGUAGGCGGCUCCCUUAGUCACAUCGUUCGUGCUCUUGAGGCUGGCGGAGAAGAUGCUGCCGAAAUUAUGGAGCGUAUGGAAGAGGAAAUGCAAGCCGAAGGCAUGAAUCCAGAAGAUGAUGAAGAUGCCGACGAGCGAAUCGCUGCCGAGUAUGUUGAGGAAGGUGAUGAAGAUGGUCAGUUUUCCGGCAUCCUUUUUAUCUGUCAAGUACUAACCGAACCUGAUAGAAGACGAUGAAGAUGAGGAUGACAUGGACGAGGAUGAAAUGUUAUUUGAGCAGGGUUAUACCAGUAGGUGCCUCCUUCUAGAUUCCUUUUUAAUACUAACUUACAUCAGUGGAUGGCCCAGGCCCAGGAGCUUACGGUUGGGAGGGCGAAGUGGAAGCCCCGAUUUUGCAUCGACGACCACGCCCAGGCGGUUUCCCUCCAUUUCCCUUCUUCGCUGGUCGUGAACCGCUAGGUGGUAUGUUAUCUGACCCCACCCAACUACUUUCCGCAUUUGAGGAAGACUUUGAUGAAGGAGACGCAUCGCGCAGUAUUUUCACCCAGUUGUCUACUCUUGGUCAACGAAUUACAAGCUUGGUAGAGCAAGUUACUGGCAGAAACAGAACUAAUCCGAAUACAGUCCCAGGGGAAUACCGCGCUUCAUAUCGAACACACAGACCUGGCGGAGGACCAUCUCGAGGCGCUGACAACGAUGGAACUAAUCCUCUUCUGCAACGUGGAAGAGAUUCCGGACGCAAUACUGGAAGUCUCAGUUCAUUCAUGCAGGCACUAUCAGGUGCGGGUGAACAAUUCGAGAUCAGUGGCCGACACUUUGGUGAGCCCGCCGAGAGACAAGCAAUGUUGGAACUUUUGAUGGGCAGACAUUUACCAUCUAUGGCAGGUACCACCCGAAAUGGUGCGGCCCUUCAGUUCCACUUUACUACUGCUCCAGGACAAUCAAUCCCCCCUGAGCUUCAGGCCUUGUUUGGCCCGGCCCGUGGUGCUCGUUCUGACCCUAGACGUGACUCUCAAGAGCCCGGUGCGUUCUUCUCGCCGCAAUCAACCACUGCCAGAUGGCUAGAAGAGGCGAAACUUCUAUUCGCUCCUCAUCAUCUUGAAAAGGCAAUGGACAUUGCCAACGCUAUUCUAGCUGUGUUGGUUCCUCCAGCGAUCGAGGCCGAAAAGGCCCUUAAAGCAGCCGAGGCAGAGCGUGUUCGCAAAGCAGAGGAGGAAAAGAAGCAACAGGAGGAGGCAGAACGAAUUGCCCGAGAAGCCAAAGAGGCCGAGGAGAAGGCCGAGCGAGAAAAGAAGGAGGCUGAGGAGCGAGUGGCCAGAGAAGCUGCUGAGAGAGCAGAGGCCGAGGCUCGUGCUGCACGAGGCCCCGAGCCAGAGGAAGCUGAGAAGGAGACAAAUGACGGUGAUGCAAUGGACGGUGUUGAGACGGAAGGUGGAACGGCGGCGAUCGAGGAAGCUCAACCAGACGAAACACCCGCAGCAGACCGACCAAGAAUCACUACUAUGAUCCGCGGAAAUCCUUUUGACAUCACUGACCUUGGCAUUGAUGCCGACUUCCUUGCAGAACUGCCGGAAGAGAUCAGAGAGGAGGUUAUUAUGUCGGCUGUUGCUGAGCGAAGAUCUCAAGCUGCGGUUACUGGUGCUCAACCUUCUGAUAUUGACCAGGAGUUCUUGAAUGCUCUUCCUGAUGAUAUUAGAGACGAAAUUAUCCAGCAGGAGCGACAAGAUAGACGCAGACGUGAACGAGAGGAGCGAAAUCGUCAAGCUGCUGCUGCUGGUGGACCAGCCAAUAACGCUGAGAUGGAUGCUGCCAGUAUUCUUGCUACUCUACCUCCAGCCCUUCGACAACAAGUGUUACUGGAGCAAGACGAUGAGAUGCUCUCACUACUUCCACAGGAACUCGCAGAGCAAGCCCGUGCUGCUCAGAGAGACUUACCAACUCAUCAUGGAAGAGGCCCACCUCAAACGGCACGACGAACUGGUGGUGAUCCUCGCCUCGCACAAGAGAUUGCCGCUCAGCGCCCACAACGACGUGCGAUUGUUCAAAUGCUAGACAAGCCUGGUAUUGCCACCCUUCUAAGAUUGAUGUUCAUCUUCCUGCAUGGCAGUCUACGAAACACUCUGAACUCUGUGUUGCAAAAUAUCUCCAUGAACCGCCAUAACCGAACCGAAGUUCUGAGCACAAUCCUCCACAUCCUCCAAGACGGCAGCUUUGACAUGUCAGCUGUUGAGCGCAGCUUUGCACAUCUUUCCUUGCGAGCAAAGCAGCCCAAGGAUAAGGACCCCAAGAACCCUCAAGGUGUCAAGCGAACACUUACGGGUAUGGCUGUCAGUUCUGCUGCCCCCACAAACUUGGAAGCGUCUCCACUUAUGGUUGUGCAACAAUGCCUAUCGGCCUUGGUAUAUCUUACCCAAGUCAAUCCACACAUUCCGGCUUUCUUCUUAACAGAGCAUGAGCCAUUGGGCGGUUUGAAGCGUAGUCUCAGUCGCAAGGGUAAGGGCAAGGAGACGAAGUCUGUUAAAUAUCCACUGAACUCGCUUCUCACUCUUCUCGAUCGUCAGACUAUUAUGGAGAGUUCCCAGGUGAUGGAAUCGUUAUCAACACUGCUUAACAUGACUACGUCGCCGCUCCAAGCUCUACAACGCAAGCAAAAGGAGGCUGCGGAGGAGGCUAAGAAAGCUGAACGAGCUGCUGCAGAGCCUGCUGGCGAGUCAUCCGCACACACAGAAGCCACAGCCACUACAGGAGAACAACAAGUUGAGCCACCGGCCGACGAACAACCAGUUUCAGUCACUGUUGUCCCAGUACCAUCCGCACCAACAAGCGCUGGGGGUGAUGCUUCCACAUCCACAGAAGCUCAAGCUACUACCCCUGCAGAGACAACUACUAAGGAGCCAGAAAAGGAUUCCGACAAGAAGCAACGACAGAUGAUCCCUCCGGUGAUUCCAGAUCACAACCUCAAACUUGUCAUCAAGAUUUUCGUUGCCCGCGAGUGUAGCUCAAAGACUUUCCGUGAGACACUCUCUACCAUCAAGAACUUAUCUGCAAUCCCAGGUGCAAAGGCAAUCUUUGGUCGCGAGCUUAUCGCACAGGCUCAGGCACUCGGAGAGUUGAUAUUGGUAGAUCUUAUCGAGUUAAUUCCUCAGAUCAAGAAGGCUUCCACGGGCACCGAGAUCCAGGGCGUCGCGUUGGCGAAAUUCUCCCCUGGUGGUUCUGAUCAAAACAAGCUGUUGCGUGUACUUACCGCGUUGGACCACCUUUUCGACCCCAAGCGUGACAGAAAGGACGGUACCGACGGCGAAUCAGAUGGAGAUUCAUCACAAUUAGUUGAGAAGCAGGAUUUGCUUUCUUCUCUCUACGAAAACUCGACCUUUGGUCCAAUGUGGGAUAAGCUUAGCGAAUGUCUGCGAUCAAUUCGGGACCGAGAGCACAUGCAAAAUGUUGCCACAAUUCUUCUUCCUUUGAUCGAGGCAUUGAUGGUUGUUUGCAAGAACACCACUUUGAAGGAUGCUUCAAUCUCACAAUCCCAAGCUGGCAAGGAAUUGAUGAUGACUAGCCCACCGCCCGAGUCUCGCAUGGAAAGCUUGUUUUUCACAUUUACUGAGGAGCACCGCAAGAUUCUCAAUGACCUUGUUAGACAGACUCCCAAGCUCAUGUCGGGAACUUUCUCCUUGCUUGUCAAGAAUCCCAAGGUCUUGGAGUUUGAUAAUAAGCGCAACUACUUCAAUCGCAGUGUCCAUGCCAAGACACCAAAUGGUCGACAAUCUUUCCCGCCACUUCAACUAUCUGUUCGACGAGACCAAGUCUUCCAUGACUCGUACAGAUCCCUUUUCUUCCAGACUGGUGACCAAAUGAAAUACGGCAAACUCAGUAUUCGAUUCCACGGUGAGGAGGGUGUUGACGCUGGUGGAGUUACUCGCGAAUGGUUCCAAGUCCUCUCGAGACAAAUGUUUGAUCCUGGCUAUGCGUUGUUCAUUCCUGUGUCAUCAGACCGCACUACAUUCCAUCCAAACCAAUUGAGUAGCGUCAACGAGGAGCAUCUGAAUUUCUUCAAGUUCAUUGGACGCAUCAUUGGUAAGGCUCUUUACGAAGGUCGUGUUCUCGAUUGUCACUUCAGUCGUGCUGUUUACAAGCGAAUCCUGGGCAGACCAGUUUCAGUCAAGGACAUGGAAUCUCUCGAUCCGGAAUACUACAAAUCUCUUGUCUGGAUGCUGGAGAAUGACAUUACGGACGUCAUCACAGAGACAUUUUCGGUUGACAAUGACAAAUUUGGUGUUGUAGAGACCAUUGAUUUCAUCGAGAAUGGUCGCAACAUCCCUGUCACCGAGGAGAACAAGCAUGAGUACAUUCGUCUAAUGGUAGAGUGGAAGCUCACUGGCUCAGUAAAGGACCAAUUGGAUAACUUCUUGAAGGGUAAGCUAUUUCUCAUCGUAAUACGUUAUAACACGUACUGACUUUGCAUAGGAUUCCAUGACAUCAUUCCUGCUGAACUCAUCGCAAUCUUCAAUGAACAAGAGUUGGAAUUGUUAAUCUCUGGCUUGCCUGAAAUCGAUGUUGAUGACUGGAAGAGUAAUACCGAAUACCACAAUUACUCGGCCUCAUCUCCACAAAUCCAAUGGUUCUGGCGAGCUAUCCGCUCUUAUGACAAGGAGGAACGCGCCAAGCUUCUCCAAUUCGUUACGGGCACAAGCAAAGUACCACUAAACGGCUUCAGAGAGUUGGAGGGCAUGAACGGCUUUAGUCGAUUCAACAUUCAUCGCGACUAUGGUAACAAGGACAGACUGCCAAGCUCGCACACGUGCUUCAACCGUAAGUUGAAUUUUACACUAAAUCUAUCAUUCAUCAUCGCUAACACUAUCAUCAGAACUUGAUCUCCCAGAGUACGAAAGUUACGAGCAACUUCGUCAACAAGUCUUGACAGCAAUUACUGCCGGCAGCGAGUAUUUCGGUUUCGCAUAAGUCUUUCGAAAUAUGCAUAUUCUUCUGGUUCCUGUUUUUCUCUUUCUAAUGAAUGACAUUGAUGCAUUGGCGAAUUGAUUGCAUUUGGCAGGUGUCUGUUGAUAUUUCUUUGCGCUUCUACACUUUCUGCGACAUGUAUUCCGGUUGUUCUCUGGAGUGCUUGGGGCCAUCAAGCGUGCAUGGAAGUUGACGGUUCUUUUUUUCUUUUUCUUGCGACGUUCAUCUUCGGAUGUUCGUCUGUUUUUUUCUGGUGCAGUGGGAAUGGGUUCAGCAUUUUUUGUUCGCUUGGACUGAAUCGAGGGGGGUGUUCAUCGACUACGUGCAGGUUGGUUCGAUGGAUUCUUUCUCUUUGACUUGGGGACGGUGAUUUUGCUGGGUGGCUGCUGGGGAGAGAGGGAAGGGGCAAGGGGCAAGGGGGGGCGUGCAAAAUAUAAUGAUUUAUGAUGAACGUGGAAAAUAAUGGAAGGGGUGCCUCUGGGGAGAUAUUAGAUAGUUUUGUUGCUGAGCUGGUGGGAUCGUCAUACGUGAUGAUCUGCGCCGGUGGGUACGUCCUUGAUAGUAAUCAGAGGUUCUUUUACAAUUAAU